Molecule: messenger RNA, 690 nt
Organism: Aspergillus melleus
Lineage: Eukaryota; Fungi; Ascomycota; Eurotiomycetes; Eurotiales; Aspergillaceae
Exons: 1
Coding region: 1-690 (229 amino acids)
Source: RefSeq, a predicted model, not a curated record
AUGAAUCAAAUCCUCCCAGAGAUCCUCGUCAUCAGCCUAGCAUCCAGGCACGAAAAACGAUACCAGAACCUGAUGGCGUCUCUCUGGAACAUAUCUCGCGUGGUGCAAAUCAGUGCACUUUCCGAUGCCGUCCACUACCUCGUUCUCAAUGAUCCCCGGGCCGUGAUCUUCACCGACGAAGGGAUAACAGACCCUAGCAAGUGGACCGCCGUAGCCCGCUACUUCCAGACUUACCUCCAAAAUGGCGGUAUCGUGAUUUUCGGCGUCUAUUUUGCCAAUUUCUGCGACGCACACUUCACAGAACAAAUGUUCCGUCAUAUGCUGUGUUUACCUUGGAGCUUCAGCGGUGUGGCUCAACUGUGCGUGGAGAUCAACGAUGAAUGCAUCUGGCCGAAUGAAGUUCUUCUGAACAAAUUCGAAUUUCCAGAGUGGUGGAUGGCACAUUUCAGGUACUUGACCAAUGUACAGCCACAUGAGCGGAUUUUGGAGUCGCCUCUGGGAUGCCGCGGAGAUGAAGGCGAGUACAUAUCUGGCGAGUGCAUAGCGCCGGUUGUUGGGGCUCGAAUAGGAGAUGGCUACGUGGCUUACUUCGGGGGUCUGGGGUAUAAUGAGUGCUGCGACAGGGUUCUUGCAAGGCUGUGCAGCUUGGAGGAUAGGACACGUUCUGAAUGGAGUUUGUAUCCUUACUAG